AUGCCUUAUGUUGAUAAAACAGAGGAUUUUUUUAAAAUAGUUGAGAAAUUAAGUAAUGACAAUUUCAACUUGAGAAAAAGCAGAAGUAUUGCACAAGACACAGAGGUUAGUGAACUGGCGUCGAAAAUUACGGACUUACUGCAAGGAGGAAAUCAAAAAUUACAGCAAUUGGAAAGAUGUGUAAAACAGAAAGGAAUAUUUAACGACAAAACAUCGGAAAUUGAAGAACUGACAUAUGAGGUAAAGCAAACUAUCACAGAUACCACUAAUUAUUUAGACACAUUAGUGCAUUAUGCUUACAAUUUAAAUGUUAAUAGUCCACAAGGAAGGACUCAUAUAGACAAUAUAAUUGCGUCUCUAAAAAAUCGACUUUUUGAAUUUACGAAAAAAUUUAAAGAUGUUCUGCAUAUUCGGAGUGAGCAUAUAAAAAAGCAAGUGAACAGAAGAAAAAUGUAUUCCUAUACAUCAAACGAGUCAACAUUUAAUAAUGAAAAUUACAAAUUUACGCCCCUUCGUGAUAUUGAUAUAGAGAGUGGUCAGCAGCAGACGUUAAAAAUGCCGGAAAGAACAUCCUAUUUGCAUUCAAGAGCUGAUGCAAUGGAAAAUAUACAAAAAGUAAUAGGAGAUUUAGCACAAAUGUUUCAAAAAGUGGCUACUAUGGUAACCCAACAAGAUGAAAUGAUUAAACGUAUUGAUGAAGAUAUUGACAUUUCUUUAUAUAAUACUAGAGAGGGACAAAAUUAUCUCUUAUCUUAUUUUAAUAGAAUUACGUCAACGAGGACGCUAAUAUACCAGAUAUUCGCCUGUAUCUUCAUACUGAUUAUAUUUUUUGUGUUAUUUACCUAA
Plasmodium malariae is the source of this 846-nucleotide messenger RNA. RefSeq names its product syntaxin, Qa-SNARE family, putative. Bases 1 to 846 code for a protein of 281 amino acids. Gene Ontology annotation, biological process: endoplasmic reticulum to Golgi vesicle-mediated transport; vesicle fusion; intracellular protein transport. The record is from RefSeq and is a predicted model, not a curated record. Gene Ontology annotation, molecular function: SNARE binding; SNAP receptor activity. NCBI's taxonomy places the organism in Eukaryota, Apicomplexa, Aconoidasida, Haemosporida, Plasmodiidae. The transcript is spliced from 5 exons. Gene Ontology annotation, cellular component: endomembrane system; Golgi membrane; SNARE complex.